AAUGAACACAGAUGAUUUCUUGAAAGAAGCCCAGAUAAUGAAGAAACUCAGACAUCCUAAACUAAUCCAGCUUUAUGCAGUGUGUACGAGAGAUCAACCUAUCUAUAUCGUCACUGAACUCAUGAUCAACGGAUCUCUCUUAGAGUACCUUCAGAGUCCCAAAGGCCACUCUCUUCAGCUGAGGAUAUUGAUUGAUAUGGCAGCCCAGGUAGCCGCUGGUAUGGCUUAUCUAGAGUCACAGAACUACAUCCACAGAGACUUGGCAGCCAGGAAUGUCCUGGUGGGAGAGAACAACAUCUGCAAGGUGGCUGACUUUGGCUUAGCCAGGGUGAUCAAGGAUGAGAUCUACGAGUCUCAUGUCGGUGCCAAGUUCCCCAUCAAAUGGACGGCUCCGGAGGCUGCUAACUAUCAUAGUUUCACCAUCAAAUCAGAUGUCUGGUCGUUUGGUAUCUUACUCACUGAGAUCAUCACUUAUGGAAGGAUACCAUAUCCUGGAAUGACGAACAAGGAGGUCCUAGACUGUGUGGACAGGGGAUACCGGAUGCCCAACCCUCCCGGGUGUCCUCCAGACCUGUAUGAGAUCAUGCUAGAAUGCUGGAAGUCUAAGGCCAUGGAGAGACCGACCUUUGAGACGCUGCAAUGGAAGCUAGAGGAGUUCUUCGUCAUGGAAGGAGAGCAGUAUCGGGAGGCUUCGUCCAUCCGUUGAAAGCCGUUGCUUCUAGGGGCGCAACGCAAAAGAUGGCUAAGGCCACACUGCCCAAUGACCUAGUAGCUCUUAUAUAGCCCCUUGAUCCUUCUCAUUGGUGAAUGGUUUAUUGAAGCACAGCAGCCCAGAGGGAAGGAAAAGGAAUGUUUUCAUUCAUAGGGGUGGUUGUAAAGCUUAGCAAUUGUGAUAUCCUUAAAAGAAUUAAUAUUUAUAUGGCUGUCACAAGAUUCCAAGAAUUUUAAUCAAAUUUCUGCUCUCUCAACUUGCCCUUUCUCUGUAGUAAUAGGGCUGACUUAACUACAGUGUAGUGUUAAUGGUAAGGGUCAGAAUGGUGUAUUUGAGGAGUGUUGUCAUGAGAAUGGUUAUAAUUGGUUAGUAUUUUGCUUAAUUUGAACAAAUUUGUAUUAUCCCAAACGAUCUAACUCAUGCAGACACACCUGCACAUGAUAUAUUGAGUGAAAAUUGUAACAAAUAUACCUUAGAACCAAUCUAUCAAAGCUAACAAUGUAACUGUGAUCAUGAUUUGCAACUGUGUACAUUGAAUGAAUUUUCACUCUCAAAAUGUAGAAAUUACCGUGGGUUUAGGCAACUUGUCUUCAUAAGUCUGUACUGCGUCUUUUAGGAAGAAUCCUGGGCCCGUCUUAAAAAGAUUUGCGAUUGAGCCGAUCAAUCACAACUAUGGACGGCCAGCAACAUCAACAUCUAUUAUGCAUGUUUGUUCAAAAUAUUUUCUAACUAUGAUGUAUAUUCAUGCAUUCAUUCUUUUCUUGAAAAUUUAGUGAAAAUUCUCCUUUUUUACAAAGGACAUUGUGCAAAUUUCCUGCAGAAAAAAUUAUGACACUGAUGGAUUUCCAGAGUUACGAUUGAUUGGAUCAAUCGUAACUCUUUGUAAGGAGGGGCCCUGCUAUAAGGAUGCCAUGUGUCUUUUCAUUAUGGCUGUCCAGCCCUCUCUAUUUAAUUUAUCUAUGAAAAAAUGUGAGGAUUUGUAAUGAAUAGCUGCUUGCAGGAAAGACUCAUCCCAAGCUUUUGACAAGGUACCUUAAUAGUAACCUUUUAGUGCCAUUUAAACUCUCAAUACUGUUUGAAAUGGUUCUACAGUGUGAGUAAAAACAAACAAACAUUGAAACCCAACAUAAGGACAAAAAUAUGUUAUGAACACACAAUAAUUAUGUUUGGUUUGAAAAGAGUAUCAUUCUUCCAAAUAAUUUGAUACCAUAAUUAUGAGGUAUGUGUUAACGCUUGGAUAAUCAGGAGGUAUUUGUUUUGCUGUGAUGUAAAGUUCAAUCUGUGCCAAAGUAAGGCAUGGCUGCAAUAAAUAAAUCCAGAAGCCAAUGAUAUAAUCCUGCAUAAGUUAGUACACAUGUUUGCAAAUCCCUUUUCAAUGAAAUCAACUUGAGAGGUGAUACUAGAAAGUGCUUAUUAAACAAUUUUAAUGUUAAUUAUUAAAAAGGCAUUUUGCAAUGGAUAUGCAACACGAUUAUGACAUCAUUGGCAUCUGGAUUUACACAUUUCAGUGAAUGCCUUACUUUGGCACAAAUCAACAUUUACAACAUGGCAAAGAAUACCUACUUAUUAGCCAAGUGUGAAGAAAUACCACAUAAAUAUAGUAUCAAAUUAUUUGGGAGAAGAUACUCUUUCCGGCCAUAUAUAAUGAUUAUGCAUUCAUGACAUAUUUUUCCCUUAAAUUAAGGAUUUGUGUGAGGUGUUAAGUUUUUUUUACUCACACGGAAGUUAUGAAAAUUGCAUUGGUUUUUAAUGGAAAGCUAUGUGCAGAAAUCUCUACUGGUCUCUAGUUUUGAAAUUUAUACAUUUAACACGUGAAAUGUAUGUUACUGUUAUAUUCAGGAAAUACUGUUUACAAGAAUUGUCUCUUUUGCCUCAUUUCAAGUUUGGUGUUGUGGCUGGUGGGAGGAGUGUCAAACACUAACACCAGGUUUCAACACUAAACUUAUACUCAGCUAAGGUGUUAUAGUUAUCCUACUGGUGUUUACAAGUUCUUCUCAGCUUUUCGUCCUUGUGGGUCAGCAGAAUCUAGACUGUGUUCUGGUUUUAUUCAUCAUUAAUCUCGAUGAGCAUGCAAUAUUUUACUCAGUCUUUUUAAGAUGUACAAAUUUUUUAUUUAUUAUGACACCAUACUAUCUGUGCAGGAAUGUUGAGUGGAAUAUAUAAACCCAAGUUUAUUAUGUCAAUCAUGUAUUGAGAAACAGAGGUAAAUAUUAUGUCAUAGAGUCACCUUACAGGCUGGUAUAGCAACAUAUUGGCAAUUUUUUUUAUUUCAACUAGCUGACAAAUAGCUUUUGGAUUUCUGUUGGCUUUGUGCAGAAAUCACCCAAUUCCAGCUGGUAAUUGGUUAAGCUGGAACUCAUAUGCUGAUGUACAUAUCCUUACAGGGGUGUAUGUUUCUUUUAAUACAGACUAUUAUGGUGCAUUAUUUUGCCCAAUGAAAAUAAUGUUCUCUGCACAAUAUAGUACAUGUAAUGUUCAAGCUCUUAAUCCAUCUACAUCUACCCUCAUGAACAAAAUAGUUACUGAGGAACGUGAGGGAAUUUUAUUUAUUUUCUUAUAUUAAUAAGAAUUUUAAGUAAGAAAAAGUAAUUUUAUGUGAAUGCCUAAAAUUGAGGGUAUGGGUUUUAAAAGGUGCACUAAUGUGAGUUUUGAGGAAUAUAAUUUGUAAAUUAUAAACAGUACUGUUUUUUUAGUACAUGUAAGUAAUUUCUGAUAUGGAAGAUAUUUAUCUUUCAGAUAAAAAAGAAUAAUUUAGGUGUAAGGAAAUUGUUUUUAAGAUUUUUUUUUUUCAAAGUGAAAUCUUAUAAAUGCAAGACUAGAUACACUAAUUUUUGCUGUGAAAAUUGCAUUAUUAUGGCAAAUAUGAAGUAAAUUGUAUUUUGGAAAUGACAUUUUUUUCCUGUAUUGGUUGGUAGAUAACAAAUUCAUUGUCAUCAUGUAUCAGGUAACAUGGAAAUCAUAUUCUCUUGGAAUAAUGUAUUCUAUAUGUUUUUAGGUACAUGUGUAUGUUUCCCUUACUUUUUGUUAUUUACAACCAUGUGGAACUUGAGGCUUGUACAGUAUGAAGGGAAUACUUUUUCAAAGGUACAUUAGAUUGCCUUAUUUUCUUUUCAACUUUUUACUGCCAUUAACGAUGGUAUAUUUUGUUGGCCGCGCGAUCGCGCCGAAAAUUGGCGUGCAGGUUGUCUGGGACAUAAUCUACAAAAUUGUAUAGUAAUUUGUUUGGUGCACCCCUACCUAGCAUAACAUUUUUGCGUACUGCAUCGAUGCAGAACCCCCCUUUAUAGGCAAUGUACUUUUGCAUGCUGCUAAAGGCGUUUUUUGCAUGCAUGCGAUGCGCGAAAGUUUUGUGUUAGGCAUAAGGGCUUUCUUGCACCGACACAAUGAUUUGAGGAUGAAAGCUUAUCACUUAUGUUAUUCAUAAUUAUGUAAAUGAAUUAAAAGGUACAAAGAAAUCUGAACAUGGUUGUGACUUGAUACCUGCCUAGGUUCAGUGGUAGUCAUCUGAUACUUAUUAGGCCCAGGGUUCAAAUAUUUGCACUGUUACGCUUUGAUAAUGCAUUAAACACUUGUUUGGUCUCUGACAGACGAUUAAAUGCUAAGAUUUUGAUUAUUUAUGUCUAUAUCUCAUAAUAAUCUUGAUAUUCUCAUUCAUUUUUCAUGCUUUAUUCUGAUUUAAAUCAUGGAAGCAGAGCAAUUGAAAUGGAAAUAUGAUAUCAAUGUACACUUAAAUGUAUGGCAUAUUUAAGGACAUUUCUCAAGAAAUGUAACGGUAAAACAAAUAGGGAAAAGGAAGAAAAAUUAUUAUGUAAUUAAUAGAAAAUCACUGUUAACCCUAGCCUGUAAUCUAUGUGGAGGCUGCAACGACUGAUGCUGUUACACAAAAUGACAAAAGUAACGUCAGCAAUACGUCUGAAGAUGCAGAAAAUACGAAAGACUACGCACAAUGGAUGUGAAUGUCCGGUGGAAAUUUUUACGUAACAAAAAAACUGCACCGAAUCCUGGUCGAUGAAAAGAAAAUAACGCAAGACUGGAGUGUUUUGAUCAAGCAGCCACUAUGUGUAGUCUUCCGCAUCAGACAUAUUUGUUAUGUUUGGCGUAAUGGUAAAGAUGAUAAGCUGCCGUCUCCGCCUAAAUUAUAGGUUUUGUUAACCCUGACAUACACAACUGGUUCAGUGACAUUUGCUACCCUCUUCAUUCCACACACUAAUUCAAUGACAAACUUCAACCCUGGGUUUAGCACUAUACAUAAAACCCUAUUGCAACCCUAACCCUUCAUCAGGGGUGUGAGAGUUCAGCUUAUUAGCUGAUUUCAGAUUGUUUUUAUUUUCAGCUUAAUUUAAGCUUUUUAUUUGUGACCACUCACACCCAUGGGCGGAAAUCCCAGGGGACACGUCCCUCUACCCAAAAUAGUAGGGGGGUGCACAAUAUCAAAUGUUCCUCCUACUCUUUUGCGGCUUUUAUGAAGGAAGGAAAUAAAUCAUUCAAUAUCGAAAUAAAACAUGUAUUAAGGGGUGAUAACCCUUUUUUUUUGUGCUUGUCAAAUUUUCCAGCCCCUGGUCCCCCUACCUUUGGGGAGAGAUUUCCGCCCUUGCUAACGUGAACCCCUGCUACAUGUAGUGUGUAUGUUAUCUUUUUACAUGUACAUGUAUGUUUUAAUUAUGACCUAUUUUUAAAUUACUUUGUUGUUAUAAUGUACCUUACUACUCUGAAGAAUUGAGUCAUGUACUGUAUGUACUCUAGAUUAUUAAAUUCAAUUUGAAUUUGAUUUAACUCAAUUUCAUUUUGUUGUAAGACGGAGGUCCUAUUACUGUGACAAUUUGUUCAUUAGGCAGAAUUCUGGCUAAUAAAGGCCAAUCAAAACUGUAGGUUCAAAAAUAUUUAUAAGUCUUUAUUCAAUCAGUGUACUUUCUCGACUCAUCGAAGCAAGUAGGUCAUGACAUUUUACAAGGGUUGUGUGUAAUUCUGCUGUUCACUGUAAAUAAAUAAUUUAUUGUGAAUUUAUUAUGAGUUAGACAUAGACGUUAAUUUAAAUGUUAAUUUUAUUUAAAUAUUUAAGUGCCAUUGAUAUUUUAAACUCAGUCAGCAUGUUAUACAUAAAAUCUUGGUUUCUGUUGAACAAAAGAACAAUCUUUGUUUUCUUAGCCUGAAAAAUGCAUUAGAUUUGCAAUAAUGGUGGUGUAAUUAUUAACUAACUACUUGUAUUCAAGCUUUAUUUGUAUUGUAUUAUUUAUGAUUACUGUAUAUUAAAAGGGAAAUGACUUUUUUAACAGCCACAAUCACUUUCAGAGGCACAUGAAGUGUUUUUUUUACACUGAAUUUAGCUUUCACUUUCUGUUCAAUACGUAUUAUACACAGCACUUUCAUAAAAUACUUGUAGAUUAUGUAACAUAUGUACAUACUUCGUUUCAGAAGUGAAAUAUGGGAAAAAUGGGUAUCUUUGUUUGUGUAGGCUCUGUGAAGACCAAGCUACUUUAGUUUAAUUUAUUUUUUGUUUUUUUGAAAGCCAGGGUUUUUAGAAAAUAAAAACUCUAUGUAUUCAAUGUAAAAAUACAUGUUGCAUGUUUUCUUGUGCUCAUGUUUCUCAGCUGUUUAUUGUAUUUUUAUAAAAUUGUGUAACUGUAUUCUCAUUAAGAACAAUGUACAGAACACAAUAUUGUGUGUAUUAUUCCAAGACAAAUCUACAGUUGAAGCCCAUGUAUUCCCCUAGCCGCCCCCCCCCCUCCCUUCCCCAAAACACUCAUGAUAUUAUUUGAAUAGGUCCUUCUUUUAUCAUUUAGUACUGCUCUAAGAUUAUUUUAAUGUGCAUGAUGUAAUUUCUAUUGGUAAAGCGCAUUCUUUAUUAGACAAAUUGCAUAUAAAUAUCAAUUUAUAAACUAUUCAAGAAAACAAUGGGCUGGAAAAUAAAAGUAUUUACCAAAAUAUACAUGUACGACCCUGCUUUAUGGUGUAUGCUUAUGACAAUUUUGUAGAAUAAUUUUUUUUGUUUUGCUUUAUCAAAGCGUCUACUUUAUUAUGACUACAGAGCGCACAUAUCUACAUUAGUACUCCAGGGACCCUUAUCACAAAGAUAAGCUAUUGAUUGUAUAGUUGAUUUAUAUGAUUGAUUGCAUAUUACAAACAAUGUAAUCAAUCAUAAAAAUCAACCCCCACGAUCAAUUGCAAACUUUUGAGUAAAUUUGUUACUUUUCAUGUAAAUUAUGCAAUUGCACCAGCAAUCAAACAGAACAGAUGAAUGAAUGUCAUAAGAAUAUUUCUUGUAACUGUUCAUGUAUGUGAUUUGUUUAUUGAAAUUCAUGUACAAGAUUUUCUUUACAUUUAAUUCUAUUUCAAAACAUAUCGUAUACAUCUCUCAGCUGAAAAAAGGGACAUGUAUAGCAAUUUGGAUGGUAUUUGGUAACAUAUGUAUUUGAAUGUUCUUAAAGUGAUAGUUUUUAAAGCUGGACACAAGUGGGCUCUUUCAUCAUGUGAUUAAAAAUUGCAUUCAGUUUAUGAACUGGUUAUGAUACAGGUUUUACUAAUCACAAGAUGGUAAAGUCGUGUAACCCAGAUAACCUGGAAAUGACAGGUAUUGAGCAAGUACUCAAUAUAUACAUGUAGAUUGAUAUAAAGACAUUGUUAUUGUAUAAUCAUAUUGGUAUUUUCUUACUGUAACGACGAAAGCCAAAUUGUGUAUGUGGAGUGCUGAAGCUUUGUUUGUUUUCUUCUUAAAAAAUACUGUCUUUGAUGCCAACUAUUAUCUGUCUUGUAAAAUGUGAUGUUACACAAGAAUAAAUGUAUUAUUAUGAUCAAGAA
Messenger RNA from Lytechinus pictus (painted urchin), 7507 nucleotides. RefSeq names its product tyrosine-protein kinase Src42A-like. Gene Ontology annotation, cellular component: extrinsic component of cytoplasmic side of plasma membrane. The record is from RefSeq and is a predicted model, not a curated record. The coding region runs from base 2 to 706 and encodes 234 amino acids. Gene Ontology annotation, biological process: cell differentiation; innate immune response; protein phosphorylation. The transcript is spliced from 4 exons. NCBI's taxonomy places the organism in Eukaryota, Metazoa, Echinodermata, Echinoidea, Temnopleuroida, Toxopneustidae. Gene Ontology annotation, molecular function: signaling receptor binding; non-membrane spanning protein tyrosine kinase activity; ATP binding.